Molecule: messenger RNA, 2069 nt
Organism: Tigriopus californicus
Lineage: Eukaryota; Metazoa; Arthropoda; Copepoda; Harpacticoida; Harpacticidae
Exons: 14
Coding region: 86-1969 (627 amino acids)
Source: RefSeq, a predicted model, not a curated record
AGCGUAACGAAGGCCAAAAAAUGUUGUCAGCCUUUCGCCCUUUGCUCCAAACCUAAUUGUGGUCAAAUUGUUGAAAGAUCCAAAAAUGAAGGCCCCGCUCUUCAUCUUAUGUUUGGCUUUCCUUUUCUUGGAAGAGAUCCAGACCAGUGCUGUGAUUGAAUCUCACAAUGGAGUUACAUGGAGCUUUGAAGCCAUUGGCAAGGGUCAAAUCCGCUUUGUAAUCACAGCCACAAACAUCGACAACUCAACUUGGUUUGGAGUGGGCAUUUCCAAUUCCAAUAAUGUGAGCCAAGGAUACCAAGCUUUCAAAGGAUCGACAACCCAGGAGAGUUUUGUCAAAACAGUCCACAAAAACCACUCAGAGGUCACAGUUGACGAGCACUCUAGCUCUGGAUUUUCUAUUGACUCUUAUUCGGUCAAUGGAACCACUGUUGUCGCUAAUUUCACCACGGAUAACUUGCAAAGUUUGGGGACAACUCUCUACGUUCUCUUUUUGGGCAUUGGGAAUGUCAAUGAAAACGGGACUUAUGAAUUAUCCACCACAGAUCCAAUCGCCAGCUCUGCCAUAACUUUAGUGACCCGAGAAUUCGCCAACGAUAUCGAAAAACCACCUCCAAAACCGUGUGUGUUCAUCAGCUCUGCAAACUUGACUCUGAAUAUAUCUCGGACAAUUUCUGAGCGCUGUAGAGAUGCAACUUGGAUGAAGACUAUCACAGUGGGAUCAAAAAAGGGUUUGAAUCUGGACAAUCGAAGGUGCGGUGUUAGAAAUGCGGAUGAUCAAACCAAAGCUCAAACCAGUGAGAUUUGUUAUUCUGCUCAGGGUGACGGUGUAGUUUUGACGUUUGAACACCAAAUUCGCGUCAUGAAUAUCAAUUUUACCCAAGCAUUCGGAGAUUUUAGAAAGUCUCUGUUUCGAGGGCGCAAGCGUCGAAUCGAGCUUGAGAUGUCCGAACAUUUUUUGGAUCGCAAUGAGACGACGAAUCCAUUCGUGGAUUGGGACUUUGAAAAAGUGUUUGUCUUCGAGUUCAGAGCAGCGCCGAACAAGGUUGGUUUCAUUGCAAGUGCAUUCGUUCAAUUUGGACCAAGAGCCAUGGGAAAAAAAUUGACGGAUUACAAAGAGGCGUGGAACCAAUGGGGCUUAAAAUCUCUCGGCAAAUUCAUUCUGGAUAAUAAUACUGAGGUCAUCUCUGAUGCGAAGAGGUGCCCAGCUUUGGCAUCUUUACAAAAAUCUGUACCUACAACGAUUUGGUCUGCAUCCGGCCUAAAUGGAACAAGACGCAUUCAAAUAGGCCAAACCGUGGACUUCGUUUGUCCAUUAGAAAGGAAAUUCAGUUUUGACAAUGACAGCUUCUUCGAGAACGACGACAAGUACACAGUUUUAUGCACUACCCUACAACAAUACACGGCCAUGGAGGAGCCUGCUUGGUGGCCUAAAUGUGUCAAGUCGUGUUGGAUGAGGCUGCCAACGCCGCCGGAAUAUUCCGGAUUAGAGCCCAUUAUCCCGGAUAAUACCAUCCCAGUGGGUCAAUACGGACAGUACAAGUGUAAAAAUGAGUCCUUGGGGGUGGAACGCGGAGCCACGAUUCAUUAUAGAGUGAAAUGCUUGACGUCACAGCGAUACUGGACACCAGGAGAAAACAAUUGGCCUGUAUGUCAUCACAGAACUACCACGGUUUCGCCUGCGAUCCGAAUGGCCUUCGACAUUCAAUCUGAACGACGAAUCAACGAACUGAACGAUAAAAACAAGGCUUAUCAGUGGAGGGAAGGCGAUGAACAUUACGUGAAACCUCUUCGAGAGGAUCAUUUCACCCAAAUGACCCUGCCUGCUGCCCUUGGUUUGCUGGUCAUUGUGUUCUGCUGCUGCUUUUGCACUCAUCGAAACAGUCCCUGUUGCUCAAUUUGCGAGGACAAGACAAAACGAAAGAAGUACAUGGUCCCCCUCAAACCAGAGCGACCUCUAACGGCAUAAAAUUUAUACUGCGAGUCGUCAAGACCCUAGUACUUUUUUGGAGUAAUGUGUGAAUGGUAUCAUGUAGAAAAAUGACAAAUUAACACAUAUGUACAUUGGA